AUGGUAAAGAGAACCACAUCCGAGGAAGUGUCCGGGCAUGUUGCUAAGAAGCCCGUUACCUCCCUUGCCGACCUUGAAUCCGAGGACGGUAGCGAAUCGCAGGAGGAGUUGGAAGACAUCAUCGACCCACAGACCCAAUCCGAGAAUGACGAAGAAGAUGCCGCUGACGUAGAGGCCCCUGUCAAGAAGAAGAGACCCACCAGAAAGCAGUUAGCCGCCCAGGAUAUCCAGGCAGCACGUGAAACCGCCGAGCUUUUCAAGUCCAAUAUCUUCAAGCUUCAGAUCGACGAGCUUCUCAAGGAAGUCAAGCUCAAGGAAUCCAGCGUGGUACUCAUUGAGAAGGCGUUACACCGCUUAUACGACCUUAUCCAGCAGAUCCCCGAGGUCUCCGACUUGUCUCUCGAUGCCGCCACCGGCAUGUUCGAUUCUAAGAAGCUCACUGUGCCGUUUGCCGACCCUAAGCCAGCAGGGAAGCCUAACUACCGCUUCGGAUAUGCUCCACCGCUGGAUGUGUCACUUGUGGGUUCCUUUGGGUUGAAAACCGCUAUCAAGACCAAGAAGGCUGCCUCUAUUGACGUUGCGCUUACCAUGCCCGAAUCGCUUUUCCAAGCCAAGGACUAUCUCAACUACCGUGGGUUGUACAAACGCUCUUUCUACGUGGCCUAUGUGGCCCAGCACUUGAUUCGCUUAUCUCGCACCCACAACUUCCCCAUCAAGGUGUCCUACGCCUACCACAACGACGACCUGUUGAACGUGGGGCUCUUGAUUGAGUCUAUCAACACCGCAAACGCCGACGACUUGGUCUUUCACAAGACUCACUUGACGAUUCAGGUUCUCGUGGCCUUCCCAGAAGGCGUUUUCGACGGUAAGAAGCUCAUGCCGGACCGCAACUGUGUUAGAAUCCAGGUGCCAUCCACUGAUGAUACCCCAGCCGACCUUCCGGCCACCCCAUUGUACAACGCCUCCAUUCUCACAUCCACCUACUAUGCCCACUACCUCAAGUUUCUCUACAAGAACAAGAAACAGACCGACCAGUUCAAGGACGCCGCCAUGCUCGCACAGAUCUGGCUCAACCAAAGAGGCUUUACUUCCCUGACCUUGGACCUUGGCUUCGGCUCCUUUGAGUUCAUGAUGUUGAUGGCUGUCCUUUCGCAAGGUGGUGCUGGCGAAGACUCUUCGUCGAAACCAGUCUUGAUGAGAGGCUUCUCUUCUUACCAGCUCUUCAAGGGUGCCAUCAAGUACCUUGCCACCACCGACUUGUGCCAUGGAAACCACUUGUCCUUCACUUCUGGCGCUCAGGGCAACAUCAUGGCCGGCACUGCCUACACCAUUCCUCAGGGUAACGGUACCCCAACUAUGGUUGACACCCACACUAAACUCAAUAUUCUCUGGAAGAUGACCCCUGCGAGUUAUCAGACCCUCCAGAACGCUGCCACUAAGACCUUGACCUUGCUCAACGAAGUCGUGGUUGACCGCUUCGCUGCCGUGUUUUUGGAACGUGUUUCCAUCGACUACCUCAACCACGAUGCCAUUAUAAAGCUUCCGGUUGCUCACAUUGAGACCGACUCCUUCAGUGCGGUCGAAAAGAUCACCCACCUCACCUGGGAAAAGUUCCUCCUCAAUAGGGUGUCCACACUUCUCAGCAAGGCUCUCGGAGACAGAGUACUCGGUAUCUCGGUCACCUUGGACAAGCACCAGGCCGUGUUCCCGCUCACCAAGCGCAAGGGAACCGUUUCCUCCAACAAUCUUGUGAUUGGCUUGAAUCUCAACGGCACCGAAUGCGAUAAGGUCUUGACCAGAGGCCCAGACAGCGAAGAACUCGAGGCUGCCUCGGAAUUUAAGCAGUUCUGGGGCGAAAAGGUGUCAUUGAGACGUUUCAAGGAUGGCUCUAUUCAGCACAGUAUCAUUUGGCUGGGAAAGAAGGAGCCAGUCGUUAUGAAUAUUACGAAGUACGUUUUGGACAGACACUUGCAGGCUGAAAUUUCCGAACAUCUCUCCUCCGACUGGGAAUUAUGGCAGUCGAUGUUGCCGGUUCUGCUUUUAGCUGGUGCAAACUCCUCUGCCACCGCUCUCACCACCAACUUGCAGCCGUUCCACCAGUGUCGCGCUGCCAUGGAACAAUUGGUCAAGGCGGUGUCGGAGAUUCCUGAGACCGCCUCUUCCUCCUUGCCGUUGCGUGUGAGAUCUAUUUUGCCUGCUACCGGUGUCAACGCGAAGUACACCGCCUUGGUGCCGCCGGUGCCGUUUGCCGUUUCCAAUCCCGACUUCUUCCAGGAGUUGAUUCUCCAGUUUGAAACCACUGCGCGCUGGCCGGACGAGCUCGUGGCCUUGGAAAAGACCAAGACCGCGUUCUUGUUGGCAAUCAUGGAUGCCUUGCAUGCCGAGGAGAUGUACAAGUGUUACAUGCACAAGGACUCCACCAUCCCCGCGUUCUCCGAAAUCUACACGUUGUGCAUUUUGACCCCCGAGGGGUACGGAUUCAAGUUGAGAGUGUUGACUGAGCGUGAUGAGGUGUUGUACCUCAGAGCUGUCGCCAAUUCCGAAAAACAGAAGCCAAGACUCCAGGAAUGCUACUUGAAGUUCAACGAGACCUACAUGGCCUCUAUCAAGCACUCGCGCACCUUGACCACGUUGGCCACCCACUACGCAUACUUCCCCGCCGUUGUUCGUUUGUUCAAGAAGUGGUUGGACUCCCAGAUGUUGUUGAGCCACUUCACCGACAGUUUUGUCGAGUUGAUUGCACUCAAACCUUUUGUGGACUGUGCCCCAUUCAACGUCCCGUGCUCCGUGCAGAACGGUCUUUUCCGUAUCUUGCACUUCUUGGCGCAAUGGAACUGGCGUGAGGACCCAUUGAUCUUGGAUUUGAUCAGAAGGGGUUCUGCCGGUGAAGAUGACGUGGAAAACGACGCGGUGCUGAUCAAGUUGUCUGACAAGUUGACGCUUCAGUCUGUGCUGGUGAUCACUGCCAACUUUGCCAAGAUUCGCCAGGCCGACCCUCACGGGUUGAAAACCCAGUUCUUUAUUGGCACCAAGGACGAUCCUUCUGGUAUCCUCUGGUCCCAGAACAUUACCUUGCCGAUUGCUUCCCGUUUGACGGCGUUGGCCCGCGCUGCGGUGCAGUUAAUCUCGGAACAACUGGCACCGCUCGGGAAGGAUGUGUUGAAGAUGCUUUUCACCCCGGCGUACCAGGACUACGACUUUAUAAUCCGUUGUAAGACGUUCAACAUGGCUGUCGGUUCUGGUAUAUCCCCUCCUGGUGCGUUCAAGAACUUGCUUGUGGGUAGCAACAGCUACCCAGAGGACCUUGUUACCAAGUUCGACCCGAUCCAGGAGUACGUCAAGGAGUUGCAGCAAAAGUUUGGCAACCUCGUAGUUUUCUCGAACCACAAGUACACCGGCUUGUCUGAGGACGGCGAGAAUGUUGUUGCUGGGUUGUUUAACCCGAACUUGGCUAAUGGCAAGAAGAGGUUUAAGGUUAAUAUCGGGUUCAAUAUCAAGCCAGUGGAGGGUAAAGACGAAGUUGCUAUGAACAAAAAGGCUAUUUUGAACGAGAUGGUCAGAUUAGGCGGCGACUUGGUCGUGAAAGUGGAAAUGAAGAAAUAAUAUUAGAAGGGGACCCACCCCUGUUGUGCAAUAGUGUAUAUAUAGAUCAUUUGUCAUCGUU
Messenger RNA from Babjeviella inositovora NRRL Y-12698, 3664 nucleotides. RefSeq names its product rRNA-processing protein (gene UTP22). Gene Ontology annotation, biological process: tRNA export from nucleus; rRNA processing. Bases 1 to 3603 code for a protein of 1200 amino acids. The transcript has a single exon. Lineage: Eukaryota; Fungi; Ascomycota; Pichiomycetes; Serinales. Gene Ontology annotation, cellular component: small-subunit processome; CURI complex; UTP-C complex. The record is from RefSeq and is a predicted model, not a curated record.